Messenger RNA from Rhinopithecus roxellana (golden snub-nosed monkey), 2055 nucleotides. It is a transcript of the gene RTN2, whose product is annotated as reticulon 2. Bases 221 to 1639 code for a protein of 472 amino acids. The transcript has 10 exons. NCBI's taxonomy places the organism in Eukaryota, Metazoa, Chordata, Mammalia, Primates, Cercopithecidae. The record is from RefSeq and is a predicted model, not a curated record.
CUGCAGUGCCUUUCCCACCGCGGCCCCGCCCGCCCCCGCCGAGCCGAGCACUGGGCGGCGGCGGCGGCGGCGGCGGCGGCUGCUGGAGCAGCCCGGGAGGAGGAGGCGGCGAGGAUGGCACCGGCGUCGUGGGCGCGGCGGAGAUGAGCGCCCGCGGCCCCGGGCCCAGGGCGGCGCAGCCGGAGUGGGCGGGGGUCCCGAUGCAGGCCCGAGGGGGGCCAUGGGGCAGGUCCUGCCGGUCUUCGCCCACUGCAAAGAAGCUCCGUCUACAGCCUCCUCAACCCCUGAUUCCACAGAAGGAGGGAACGACGACUCUGAUUUUCGGGAGCUGCACACAGCCCGGGAAUUCUCAGAGGAGGACGAGGAGGAGACCACGUCGCAGGACUGGGGCACCCCCCGGGAGCUGACCUUCUCCUACAUCGCCUUUGAUGGCGUAGUGGGCUCCGGGGGCCGUAGGGAUUCAACUGCCCGCCGCCCCCGCCCCCAGGGCCGCUCAGUCUCAGAACCACGAGACCAGCAUCCUCAGCCCAGCCUGGGCGACAGCUUGGAGAGCAUCCCCAGCCUGAGCCAAUCCCCAGAGCCUGGACGCCGGGGUGAUCCUGACACCGCCCCUCCAUCCGAGCGCCCCCUGGAAGACCUGAGGCUUCGGUUGGACAAGCUGGGCUGGGUGGCCCGGGGAGUGGGAUCCGGGGAGGACUCUUCCACCAGCAGCUCCACCCCGCUGGAAGACGAAGAACCCGAAGAACCCAACAGAUUGGAGGCAGGAGAAGCUGGGGAAGAACUGGACCUACGACUCCGACUUGCUCAGUCCUCACCGCCCGAGGUCUUGACUCCCCAGCUCAGUGCGGGCUCUGGGACACCCCAGGCCGGUACUCCGUCCCCAUCCCAAUCGCGAGAUUCGAACUCUGGGCCCGAAGAGCCUUUGCUGGAAGAGGAAGAAAAGCAGCGGGGGCCACUGGAGCGAGAGCCAAUAAGGGGACAGUGCUUCGAUAGCACGGACCAAUUAGAAUUCACGGUGGAGCCACGCCUUCUAGUGGCGGACCUGCUGUACUGGAAGGACACGAGGACGUCAGGAGUGGUCUUCACAGGCCUCAUGGUCUCCCUCCUCUGCCUCCUGCACUUUAGCAUCGUGUCCGUGGCUGCGCACGUGGCUCUGUUGCUUCUCUGCGGCACCAUCUCUCUCAGGGUUUACCGCAAAGUGCUGCAGGCCGUGCACCGGGGGGACGGAGCCAACCCUUUCCAGGCCUACCUGGAUGUGGACCUCACCCUGACUCGCGAGCAGACAGAACGUUUGUCCCAGCAGAUCGCCUCCCACGUGGUCUCGGCGGCCACGCAGCUGCGGCAUUUCUUCCUGGUAGAAGACCUCGUGGAUUCCCUCAAGCUGGCCCUCCUCUUCUACAUCUUGACCUUCGUGGGUGCCAUCUUCAAUGGUUUGACGCUUCUCAUUCUGGGAGUGAUCGGUCUAUUCACCAUCCCCCUGCUGUACCGGCAGCACCAGGCUCAGAUCGACCAGUAUGUGGGGUUGGUGACCAAUCAGUUGAGCCACAUCAAAGCUAAGAUCCGAGCUAAAAUCCCAGGGACCGGAGCCCUGGCCUCUGCAGCAGCCGCAGUCUCCGGAUCCAAAGCCAAAGCCGAAUGAGAACGGUGUCUCUGCCCGCAGGACGCCUGCCCCCCACCCCCAGCAGCCCUCAGCCCACCUCCAUCUCCCGUCCGUUCCCACCCACUCCCCUCCUCGGCCUGAGCCUUUUCCCGGUGGGUGUCAGGAUCACUCCCACUAGGGACUCUGCGCUAAUUACCUGAGCGGUCAGGACUACAAUUCCCAAGAGGCUCUGCUCCAGGAGUCCAGGAAAGACGAGGCACCUUGGCCGCGGGGCCUGCUGGGACUUGUAGUUGCCUAGACAGGGCACCACCCUGCACUUCCGGACCCGCCGCUGGAGGCGCCGUGAGGCGUUGGUGUCUCCUGGACGCUACUAGCCCCUACGCCGGGGCUUUGCAUGGGGCCCAGGGGAGGCCUGAGCUUGGAUUUACACUGUAAUAAAGACUCCUGUGGAAAAC